Messenger RNA from Aspergillus bombycis, 2088 nucleotides. RefSeq names its product terpene cyclase/mutase family protein. Gene Ontology annotation, biological process: triterpenoid biosynthetic process. Bases 1 to 2088 code for a protein of 695 amino acids. The record is from RefSeq and is a predicted model, not a curated record. The transcript has a single exon. Gene Ontology annotation, molecular function: intramolecular transferase activity. Lineage: Eukaryota; Fungi; Ascomycota; Eurotiomycetes; Eurotiales; Aspergillaceae. Gene Ontology annotation, cellular component: lipid droplet.
AUGGAAUCUUUGCCUGUGGCCACAUCCACGCACUUGCAUUUGGAAGCUUGCGAUGCCACCAAGCGUGCUGGCGCUUAUGCCUUGCGCCAGAUGCGGGAUGAUGGUCACUGGUAUGGUGAAAUGAAGUCCAAUGCCACCAUUACUGCGGAAUAUGUCUUCCUCGCACAAGCCCUGGGGUUCAGCAUCGAGUCAGACCGGGAUGAUCUCGUCAAGUAUUUCCUUUCCGAGCAAAACAAGGACGGUUCGUGGAGCCUUGCAUAUGAUUACCCAGGAGAUGUUUCCACCACCUCAGAAGCAUAUUUCGCGUUGUGUCUGUUGGGCCUUGACCGAAAUCAUGAAGCGAUGCGUCCCGCACGGGAGUUCAUCCUCUCGAAGGGCGGCAUAGCGAAGGUACGCGUCUUUACUCGGAUGUUUUUUGCUUGCUUUGGGCUUUUCCCUUGGUCUGCAGUGCCCGAGUUGCCAGCCGAAUUGAUCUUGCUUCCUGAUGCCGCCCCCUUAAGCAUUUAUCGACUGGCAAGCUGGGCGAGAGCGACAGUCAUACCAAUGCUCGUUAUUCGACAUCAUUGCCCAAUAUAUGCUUUGCCAAAUGGAAAGUCUGCGUCUAAUGAUUACUUGGAUGAACUCUGGAUCAACCCAGCACACAAGAUGGUUCAAUAUGCCCCUUCUGUAUGGUCAUUAUGGAAUGACCUUACGGCGCUUGGGUUUACACUGGUCGAUAAUAUUCUGAAAGCUUUAGGUGGUUUGCGGUGGUUCCCCCUGAGGAAGGUUGCACUUCAAAAAUGUGUGGCUUGGAUCCUGGAGCGUCAGGAGCCUGAAGGUGAUAUCGGAGGCAUCUUUCCCCCCUUGCAUGCUGCAUUGUUUGCACUUACGCUUGAGGGAUAUGGUCUGGAGUCUAGUCCUGUAAGCCGAGGCAUUGAGGCUCUACAAAACACCUACGCCUGGAGAGAUAGCACUGGCUUGAGAAUACAAGGGUGCAUCUCGCCGAUCUGGGAUACCAUCCUCAUGACCAUUGGUCUUAUUGACUCCAGUCUACCGGCCACAAGCCCAAUCGUUACAAGGUCAUCACAAUACCUCAAGGCACGUCAACAGCUAGGACCUGAAGGCGACUGGAGAGUGUAUAAUCAAAACGUUCCACCCGGCGGAUUCAGCUUCGAGUACUUCAACUCGUGGUAUCCAGAUGUCGAUGACACUGCCGCGGCAAUCUUAGCACUGGUGAAGCAAGAUCCAAACCUGUUGGACCUAAACCCGAUACUAUCCGCAGUCCAAUGGACCCUCGGAUUACAGAACAGGGACGGUGGAUGGGCAGCAUUCGAUAGGGGGAACAAUUAUUUGUUCCUGAACAAAAUCCCCUUCAGUGACAUGGAGAGUUUCUGCGAUCCAUCUACAGCUGAUGUGACUGGACGUGUCCUUGAGUGCUUUGGCCUGUUAGUAAAACGCGGCAACGCGCUAUCCAAAACUGCGAAAAAUCCGAUUCCUAAGGAAUUCAUUGAUAGAAUGGCUUCAGCCACUGAGCGGGCAAUCGACUUUCUGUCCAGGGAACAAGAGCCUAAUGGGUCAUGGUUCGGUCGUUGGGGCUCGAACUACAUUUAUGGAACUAGUACGGUACUUUGCGGGUUGGUUUAUCACCUAGAAGGUUGGGAUGACACGUACCCCAUCAUGGAGAAGAGGCACAAGCCUGACACUCAUGCUGCCUUGGACUGGCUCAAAAGAGUGCAAAAUUCCGAUGGCGGAUGGGGCGAGCGCCUCGAAACAUACUAUGACCUUAGCCUGGGUGCUAAUGGGCCAUCCACAGCAUCGCAGACGGCCUGGGCAUUGAUGGGCCUACUUGCAUAUCUAGCUCCUACAGAUCCAUCAAUCACUCGAGGCAUCCAGUACCUCUCACGGACACAGAUCAAAGAGGGGGAGCUCUCCGGGUCAUGGAAGGAGAACCACUACACAGGUACCGGCUUUCCGAACCAUUUCUUUCUUUGCUAUACCCUCUACUCUCAAUACUUUCCCAUGAUGGCACUGGGUCGGUACACUCGUCUCUCCGGAUACAAACCAUUGGAAGAUUUGGAUAGUACAGCGGAAGACCCUACAUCUAAAUAA